UUCCGGUUUGGACUACACCGCACAGCUGAUGAGGGAUACAACCGGUUACAUCUCGAACAUGACGACAGGUACAAUAGUAAAAUUUCGUACUGGCUCUGAUAUUCACGCUUGAGUGUCACCUGCAAUGAAGACUGACAAGGAGUGCGGCACUUCAUCUAUUAAUAAUUACCCGCAUUAAAACAAGUGCUUCCGAUUUCUAUUUACCUGUGCUUACACAUGAAGUGAAAAAUAUCAUCCAAAGUGGCCCAUUGAGAACAACAUGCCUCACGUCUGCCCUGAAACAUCGCUAGACCAAUCGAGACUUGAAGGGUCAUCUGCACUGCAAGGCGAUGCUAAUAGAAGCGCAUUCACGCCUUACAAGUCUUCCACAGUGUUAACAAAUCUGCAAAGAGGCAAUGUUCCAACUCAAACGCCAGCUGUUCCUCAAAGAAGGUGCAUUCAUCUGUUGUCAGCACAAGGGGAACUUUUACCUGAGCAACUUGGUGGCGACAGGAUUGAGCUGGCAGACGAAGCUGGUCUAACUCCACUUCUGUGGGCAAGUGCGCACGGGCAAAUGCUAGCUGUACGCUUGCUCCUUGGACGAGGUGCAGCUGUGCAUGCACAAGGCAAGCAUGGUGAGACUGCUCUGCUGCUGGCUGCAUCAAACGGACAUUCCCACGUCGUUCGUCAACUGUUGCAACAUGGGGCCAAUCCCGAUCAAGCGGAUCUGGACGGAAAUACUCCUCUCAUGUAUGCAGCUAUGGGAAAUCAUCUGACAUGUGCUCAAGAGUUACUCUCCUGUGGUGCCGAUAUCUCAGCGCAGAACAAUGUUUUCGACACUGCCUACGACCUUUCAGUGCUCAAUGGAGCAAAACAAGUACAACAAGCUAUUGACAGCCACAUUUUGAAGCUGCUACAGUAACGACAUCUGCUGAAAACGUUCAGAGACACUGUUCGACACGAUGGCCGUGAUAUUUAUCUGUGUUCCUUGUAAAUAUUGUGUUGUAUUCAUGUCUUGUACUGGGUGCUUGGGAAAGAAUGACCUGCUCAAAAACA
Messenger RNA from Ornithodoros turicata, 1035 nucleotides. Its product is annotated as ankyrin repeat family A protein 2-like. Gene Ontology annotation, biological process: regulation of gene expression. Bases 260 to 901 code for a protein of 213 amino acids. The transcript has 6 exons. NCBI's taxonomy places the organism in Eukaryota, Metazoa, Arthropoda, Arachnida, Ixodida, Argasidae. Gene Ontology annotation, molecular function: protein binding. Gene Ontology annotation, cellular component: nucleus. The record is from RefSeq and is a predicted model, not a curated record.